Molecule: messenger RNA, 675 nt
Organism: Penicillium canariense
Lineage: Eukaryota; Fungi; Ascomycota; Eurotiomycetes; Eurotiales; Aspergillaceae
Product: GNAT family N-acetyltransferase
Exons: 1
Coding region: 1-675 (224 amino acids)
Molecular function (GO): acyltransferase activity, transferring groups other than amino-acyl groups
Source: RefSeq, a predicted model, not a curated record
AUGGCUACGGCAAAUGCGCUGCAGCUCGAACCGGUGACGCUGGAGGAUAUCCCCGCGGUGGUGGAUGUGUGGUUUGCGGCCUUCGCAGAGUCUGGCGUGCGGCACUUGUUUCCCAACACGCCCGGGGUGCGUCAAUGGUGGGCCGAUGCCAAUCGAGACGACUUAAUGCAUAAGUCGUUUCAAAAAUAUGUCAAGGUCGUCGAUACCGAAUCGAUAGACGAGCAUGGCCGACCGCGACUGAUCGCGUAUGCGAAAUGGGACCUGUCCAUGAUUCCCGAUCGCGGACGUCGCUUUCCGCCCUGGCACGAAGAGCAACCCGCCGGCGAAUGUGAGGCCUUUUUCGGAGGGAUGGACCAAGUCCGGCUUCGCGUCAUGGGCGAGCAGAAGCAUUACUGUAGGAAACCUACCCCGCGCCUGAGGCUGUCUAGACGGGAUACUGACAUUGACCGCCAUCGCAUAACAGAUCUGGAUAUGCUCGGCACGCACCCCGACUUCCGAAAGCGAGGCGCCGCCUCCAUGCUGGUCCGCUGGGGUUGUGAGCUGGCUGAUCGUGAGGGAGUAGGGGCGUAUGUGGAUGCCAGCAAGGCUGGCGCGCCCUUGUAUAUGAAAUUCGGGUUCGUGGAUCACAGCAGCCCCGACUCAACCACUGGUAUUGCGGCGAUGGCUCGAAAGUAA